This is a messenger RNA of Aspergillus alliaceus, 990 nucleotides long. RefSeq names its product NifU family protein. NCBI's taxonomy places the organism in Eukaryota, Fungi, Ascomycota, Eurotiomycetes, Eurotiales, Aspergillaceae. The record is from RefSeq and is a predicted model, not a curated record. Gene Ontology annotation, molecular function: iron-sulfur cluster binding; iron ion binding. Gene Ontology annotation, cellular component: mitochondrion. The transcript is spliced from 3 exons. Bases 1 to 990 code for a protein of 329 amino acids. Gene Ontology annotation, biological process: iron-sulfur cluster assembly.
AUGUCUGUCAGCUUACUAUCCGGAACAAUGCUCAGGCGAACGAUCCUCGGCUCCAGAGUCACGACGCAGCAUUUGAGCGUUGUUGAGACUUCCUCGCGCUACAUCACCCCCAAUGUUGUUGCCUCUUACCGAACUAUUCAUCGUUCGGCUCGGUUGCCAGCUAUUACUGCAUCGGAGGCUCGCCAUCGGCCGACGUUGCGACCUCAUCAGCAGUCUGUAGCGACUCGAGUUAAUGGGCCAUCCCCGGUCAGCAAGCGAUCGAUCUUCAUUCAAACCGAGAACACACCAAACCCCGAUGCUCUGAAGUUCAUCCCUAACCACCGCAUCCUCCCGGAGGAUUUUCCGACCACGUUCCUCGAGUACCUGUCCCCACGCUCUACUCUCGCUGCUCCUCAUCCUUCCCCCUUGGCCGCAAACCUAUUGAACGUUGAUGGUGUCACCUCGGUAUUUUUCGGACCCGAGUUCAUCACCGUAACCAAGGCGAGCGAUGUAAACUGGGCUCACAUCAAACCCGAAGUCUUUAGCAUGAUCACACAGGCCGUAACUUCUGGCGAGCCGAUUGUCAACACGAUCGCCAAGACCGGGGAGCACGCGCAGGAAGGUGGCGAGGAGGAUUCGCUCAGCUACAAUGAGGAGGAUGACGAGGUUGUUGGCAUGAUCAAGGAGCUUCUGGAAACGAGAAUCCGACCGGCAAUUCAGGAAGACGGAGGCGAUAUCGAGCUCCGGGGUUUCGAGAACGGCAUUGUGCUGCUGAAGUUGCGCGGUGCUUGCCGGACCUGCGAUUCUAGCACUGUCACGCUAAAGAAUGGCAUCGAGUCCAUGCUUAUGCACUACAUCGAAGAGGUGCAGGGAGUUGAGCAGGUGAUGGAUCAGGAAGAGGAGAUCUCAAUGCACGAGUUUGCUAAGUUUGAAGAGAAGCUGCGCCAGCAGAAGGGAGCCGCUGCCACCGCAUCUACGGGAGGCAAGGGAACAUUGGACUCGGCCCCAUAA